Molecule: messenger RNA, 348 nt
Organism: Penicillium diatomitis
Lineage: Eukaryota; Fungi; Ascomycota; Eurotiomycetes; Eurotiales; Aspergillaceae
Product: putative adhesin
Exons: 1
Coding region: 1-348 (115 amino acids)
Molecular function (GO): calcium ion binding
Source: RefSeq, a predicted model, not a curated record
AUGUAUCUCAGAUCUCUGGCAAUCCUCCUCGCCGUGGCCUCCUCGGCCUUGGCUAGCCCAUAUCCCACCUGCGGAACCUGCAAUCCGCUCUCGGGUCAAAACAGCUGCGACGUGACUACUUCUUGCAUCAACACCGGAACAACCUUCCAUUGCGCGUGUCGGGCUGGCUACAAGGCCUCCCAGGCAGACAACGAUAUCACCAGUCAAUUCCGUUUGAACAUGCCAAACUACGAGUUCCUCGUCUUCGUGCCCGAAAAUACUGUCUGCGAAACUCCUUGUGACGAUCCGUAUGCGGCUCCCUCGGAGCUAUGCUGCGAGGUGGCACAGUACGAUGGCUGCGCCGUCUGA